Lagopus muta (rock ptarmigan) is the source of this 4584-nucleotide messenger RNA. RefSeq names its product endothelin receptor type B (gene EDNRB). Gene Ontology annotation, biological process: vasoconstriction; G protein-coupled receptor signaling pathway; enteric nervous system development. Gene Ontology annotation, cellular component: membrane. The transcript is spliced from 7 exons. Lineage: Eukaryota; Metazoa; Chordata; Aves; Galliformes; Phasianidae. Gene Ontology annotation, molecular function: endothelin receptor activity. Bases 282 to 1964 code for a protein of 560 amino acids. The record is from RefSeq and is a predicted model, not a curated record.
CGCCUCUCCCUAGAUACUGGGGAGUGGUCCCGGGGAGACCGGCAGGGAAAAACCCUCCUCCUUCCCAUAAGCGACCUGUGACAACGCCAAAAGCUGCGUCGCUUUGAAAAUUGCUGUGACACCUCAGCGCUGCUGUGGCUGAAGCCGACGCACCUGGUGCAGCGGGAGGAGGACGGAAACAGGGAAGCGCGGGACGGGAGGGCAGCCCCCAGCGGGGCAGGCGGAGGGCGGCGAGAGGGGCGGGAGGCGCGGGUUGGGUCUGGCCGUGACGGACGGGUCAGAUGCAGCCCUAUGUUUUAGAAAAGGGGGGGAACUGCCCCGCCGCCUGGGUUUUAGCCGCCAGCUUUGGCUGCGCCGCUGACAGCCGCCGGGUCCCUCCAGCCGCGGCGCGGGGCGAGUGGCGGCAGCCGGACGGGGCGGGGAUCGACCUGCGGAGCGCGUUUCCCUCGCUCGGCAGCCGCAGCCCCGUAGGCGACGGGCGGGGAGACCCGGCCCGACCCGACCCGGCCCGGCAAGGGGGAGCGGAGCGGGAGGAGCGGGAGCAGAGUGGGUCUUCCCGGUCACGCUUUCUCCCUUCGCCCCGGCGGGACUCGCUGCGGCCUCGCACUCGCUUCCCGGCCCCGCUCACUGCGCGGCUAGGGGCCAUGCCCGCCGCCCGCCUCUGGCUGCUGCUCGCCCUCUUGCUGCUCUUGCUCGGCCGCCGCCCCGCCGCCGCCGAGGGCGACGGAGCCCUGCGCCCGCCGGCUCACGGGCGGCUGAGUCCGGCGGCGGCCGACGGAACCCCUCCGACGGCCGCGCCUCCAGCGCCGCGCGGCGCCGAGCCCAACGCCUCCCGGGCGGCCGCGCUGCCCCAGGGCGGCGGGGCAGCGGGCGGAGGGCGACCGCGUUCGGGUUCGCCGCCGAUGUGCACCGGGCAGACGGAGAUCAAGGAGACCUUCAAGUAUAUCAACACGGUGGUGUCAUGCCUGGUUUUCGUUCUGGGCAUCAUCGGCAACUCCACGUUGUUGCGGAUCAUCUAUAAGAACAAGUGCAUGAGGAACGGCCCCAACAUCCUCAUCGCCAGCCUGGCGCUGGGUGACUUGCUGCACAUCAUCAUCGACAUCCCCAUCAGCGUCUACAAGCUACUUGCAAAGGACUGGCCCUUUGGUGUCGAAAUGUGUAAAUUAGUGCCCUUCAUUCAAAAAGCAUCAGUGGGCAUCACAGUGUUGAGUUUGUGUGCCCUCAGUAUAGACAGGUACCGAGCAGUUGCUUCUUGGAGUCGAAUUAAAGGAAUCGGAGUGCCAAAGUGGACUGCUGUUGAAAUUGUACUCAUCUGGGUUAUAUCGGUGGUAUUGGCUGUUCCUGAAGCUAUUGCAUUUGACAUGAUAACAAUGGAGUACAGGGGAAAGGAUCUCAGAAUCUGCCUGCUUCACCCCAUACAGAAAACAUCCUUUAUGAUGUUUUACAAGCAAGCUAAAGACUGGUGGCUGUUCAGCUUUUAUUUCUGUUUGCCACUGGCUAUCACAGCACUUUUCUAUACUCUCAUGACCUGUGAGAUGUUACGAAAGAAAAGCGGGAUGCAGAUUGCUUUAAAUGAUCACUUAAAACAGAGACGCGAGGUGGCCAAGACUGUGUUCUGCCUGGUACUUGUUUUUGCCUUGUGUUGGCUUCCACUUCAUUUAAGCAGAAUAUUGAAACUCACUAUUUAUGAUCAAAAGGACCCCAAUAGAUGUGAACUUUUAAGCUUUUUUCUUGUGAUGGACUACAUUGGCAUUAACAUGGCCUCACUGAAUUCCUGCAUCAAUCCAAUUGCUCUGUAUUUGGUGAGCAAGAGAUUCCAAAACUGCUUUAAGUCAUGUUUGUGUUGCUGGUGCCAAUCCAAAGAUCUGUUGUCCCUGGAGGAAAGACAGUCGUGUUUAAAGUUCAAAGCUAAUGAUCACGGAUAUGAUAACUUCCGUUCCAGUAACAAGUACAGCUCCUCAUAAAACAGGCAUAAAAGGUAUAUUCUCAUAUAUUAUCACUGGUGCCUCUUGAAGAAAAAGUGGCAAUUACUUUUAAUGAGGUGGUAGCAUUCAGAAGACUUUAGUUUUGUUUUCGCACAAAGAGGACUUGAUAAAAAGAAUUGCCCCAAAUCUGUGUAGCUCUCAAAAUCAUGGACAUUUAUAAUGUUGUCACUUACAAAACAUGAAGAAAAGCAUAAAAAAUCGUUGUUAGCACUUGAAUCCUUCUGAAUCAGCACUUCCGAACGAUCCCUGCUUCCUGUAUAUUAAAUCACCAUUUGUAUUCACUGUAACAGUUGUAGGAACUGGAGUCACAGUAAUUACUAAGCAGUAUAAUAUAACUUUAAUUGGGUCAAUGCCAGUAUUAUGUAUAACUCAAUAUAUUGUAUUAUCUUUUAUAAAGCAGAUUAACCACCAUCAGUGUUGUUUUGUUCUUGGUUUUUUAUUUUUAUUUUUAAAUAAAACCUGAAAUAUGUUGUAAUACAAGUUUAAAUGUAAAAAAGUAGAAGUUUUUAUCUGGGUUUUAUAGAUGCAGUUAAUUAAUUGUUAAAGGAUGCGGUCAAAUUGAAAGAGCAUUUUGCUCAGGUGAUUGUUUUACCCACUGUUGUAGAAGGAACCUCCAAGGCCUGGAUAAAUACUGUUCUGUAGCCUCUUUGCUUAUUCAGUGCAUUUAGCAGUACUGGAGUAUGAUCCAUUUAACUGUUGCCAUGUUAUUUGUGUUGAAUGGCAAGAGAAGAGAGAAAAACACACAGAAAGCAAUAGCGUAGAGUAGUAGAUCCAUACAAACAAUGGCUAGUAUUAGAAACAACCAACUUUUAACUGAAAACAAAUUGUUUGUAUCCCUUUGUAAUGAGUGGGCAUUCAAGAGUCCUAACAGCUUUCUCAAGAUACUUUUGAGGCAGUCAAAGCUGCAAUUGGCAUACUGUCCUUCAGAGACAGCAGGUGGAAAAAAUGUUAGAAAAAAAACAGCGGGAGAAUUUGAACAUUUGUUUUCAUAUGGAUUUAAGUCUUCACAAAGAAAAAUAAUUCACAAACUGUGCUUUGAAAGAGCAGUAUUAUGUAGCACACUCAAUGUUGUUUUAAAAUGUUCUAUUUCGGUAGUGCCACAUUUAUGGGCUUAAGAAGAUGUGUGAUUAGUUUCUGCUUCUGUAAAUAGUUUAGUGAAGCUUAAUUAAUUAUAAAGCAUUAAAAUAUGGGCAGGACCCUGUAAAAAGCAGAAAGAUAAAGAUGCCUGUAGUAAACAUGGUGUGUGUUGCCAGGAGCAAUACACAUUUUAUACAUACAUAACAGGUCAUUCUUUGGCUUUUCGUGUCCUAUGAAUUUUUUAUUAAAGAUGUCCCCAAAGACUUAUUAACAUAUUUUGUGCACUAAGGCAUGAAUCUUUCAAGAAAAAAAUAUCAUAUAACUUGUUUUUAUAAGACAUUUUUUCAGUAGACAUGGUAUUUUAUUAUAAUAAAAUUAUUUAUGAAAACUCAGGAUUUUUUUUUAAUUUCCAAAUUUUACAUAUAAGGACUUCUCCCUUUUUUGUUCAGCCUUAACUCACUUUAGAUUUUUUUUUUUAUCAAGUGCCUUAAAUAUGAUCAAGAUGAAAACAGUUUUCAUAAAAUGUUCAGCUGAUAUUUCUUUGGAUGAGGUUCAUCUCACUGGAGUUGAGGUAGUUGAUACUUUAAAGACAACUGAAAAUAGAGGUGAAUUCCAUCCCUGGUGUUGCCCCAUCAAGAAUUAAUAAGUUUAUGUCUGUAUAAACAAACUAAGGAACUAAGCACAUGCAUUUGAGCAUGUUUCUGUGUGUGUGCGUGUGUGUGUGUAUAUAUACAUUUUUUUUCUACCAUUAGGUUGCUGUUACCAGCUUUCUCUGCAGCACAAACACCCAACUGCUAUAAUACUGAAAUUCUGAAGAACAGAACUUUUAAUACAUUCAUAUUUAUGAAACAUUUUUGGCUUCACUUUCAUGAAAACUGCCGUGGGAAGCAGCUUUUUUUCUGUGAAGCGUGUUUCUUCUGCUAAGAAUGGAUAAUCAGUUAAAUCCUAAAUUCGAUACUGGUCAGUACUAUUUUCAUCAAGUUUUAUAUCAUUACAAUAUUGUACAUGUAUAUCAUCGUUGUUUUUAUUUAAAAUGUAGCUGUUGCAUUGUGUAACAUUUUUCAUUUUUCCUAGAUUAACUCUUUAAGACAAGUCUUGCUAUGUGAGUGCAAAUAAAGAUCACAUAUAUUGCCCACUUUUCAAAGUAGUAUGUACAUAUUUGUACACUUUUUGUCUUCUUUUUUUUUUUUUCAGUAUUUUUCAAAGCAGUAUUUUUGCUAAAGGUCUCAUUUUCUGUAAAAAAAAAAAUCAAGAAUUCUGCUCUCAUGUACUUAAAAGAAUAUACAGAAGAGAUCAAAUGCAUCUGUGUUCUACAUAAACUAUUACUCUUAUAGUGAAUACUGACAUUCUGUAAAGUUCUAAGUAGAGAUCUGUUCAUAGAACCUCUGAAAUCAGCGAAUGUUAAACAUUCAGUUCAGUUGGAACUGCAUUAAGGCAGAACUUUAAAAAAAAAAACACAUGCCUGAAAUUUGCUGCCUUGAAUUAAAAGAAAAAAAAAAAAGAAAAAAAAAAGAAAAAGAAA